Trichoderma citrinoviride is the source of this 4125-nucleotide messenger RNA. Its product is annotated as exocyst complex, component Sec3. Gene Ontology annotation, biological process: Golgi to plasma membrane transport; exocytosis. The record is from RefSeq and is a predicted model, not a curated record. Gene Ontology annotation, molecular function: phosphatidylinositol-4,5-bisphosphate binding. NCBI's taxonomy places the organism in Eukaryota, Fungi, Ascomycota, Sordariomycetes, Hypocreales, Hypocreaceae. Gene Ontology annotation, cellular component: plasma membrane; exocyst. The transcript has 4 exons. The coding region runs from base 1 to 4125 and encodes 1374 amino acids.
AUGGAUGUUUCAAGCGCGACCGGCUCCAGCGCAGCCGCCAACAGGGCGGAGCGGUUCGAAGACGAGAAACGUCGAAUUAUUGACAGCUGUUUCAACAAAAAGGAUACCGAUGGCCUCCUUCACGAGACUUACAUUACCCAUAUUCGCGUUACGGAGUUCUCCUCGCAUUCGUCGAUGCCGCCACCUCCUGAAGCCCGGGGCCUCAACACGGAAAAGCCCAGGAUCAUUGUCGUAGCGGUACGCAAAUCCGGAAGGGUCCGAGUGCAUAAGGCCAAAGAGAACAGCAGUGGGACCUUUUCCAUCGGCAAGACUUGGAACCUCGACGACCUUUCACACAUAGAAUCAUAUACGGGGCCCAAGGUAAGCCCAAAUCUGCGAGAAUGGGCUGGAGAGACUGGCUUUCUCGUCACGCUGGGAAAGCCAUACUUCUGGCAAGCUCAGACCGAAAAGGAGAAGAAAUUCUUCAUUGCGAGCUUGGUCAAAAUAUUUGGCAAAUACACAGGAGGCAAAUUACCAGAGCUAUCAGGGUUCGACCAGAGGGAAUUGGAUCAAAUUCUAGGGGCGGGCAAGCGGCCGACUGGAACACCGCCUCGGCAUCAAACGAGUGACCCGACGACCAGCCAACAAGCCAUCACCACGUCUUCAGCCGCACCCAAACCCGGGUUUGGAGAGGGGCCGCGAUAUCCUAGGCCGUCUCCUCUUGUCCGACCUUCGCCGAAUGAAACCAUGUCUCCUUCCGGUAGCUUUGACUCCACCACAUCCAGAGAGCGCUCUGUACCUCGAUGGACGACCCAAAACAACAAAAGCCAAGACUCCAUUGCCAAUUCUUCCGCGACAAAAGGCGAUGAUUCGUCGAGCCUUCCGCCGCGCUCACGCAGUGGUAUGAGUGGACCAAGUGGUCUCAGUGGGCUGAGCGAAGCUCGAGAUGCUCCUGACUCGGCUCCUGACUCUGUACCUCCACUAUCUCGCCCGUCGCUGGACGACAAAGUGCCCCCUGCACGAAGGCGGCCCCCUAUGGAUCCUUCAAGGCCGCAAGAUAGGGAUCUGGUUCCUGCUCCGUUGAUGAGUUCGACAGCCAAGAGGGAGCCGGUGAUGCCACCGCCGCGCAGUAUUGAUCGAGUUGCUUCUCCCGCAAUCCCGUCUGUGUUACAGCCAGGAAUAGCUUUUGCUAGUCGACCUAGCCUUGAUGAAAAACCGCCACCUGCAGCGGAGCCAUUGGACGAUAUGGAUCAGAAAUCAGGGAGCUUUACUGCUAACAACGAUUCCAAAGAUCUGACUUCCCCCCCAAUAGGAGGUACAAGCUCGCCCGCUCAGCUAGGCACAAACGGUGCCGCAACCCCUGAAAAAUCGGCCAUUGAACCUGAAGAAGAAACUCGUCCUGGGUUAGGCCCUAUGAUCAAGUCGAAAAUUUCCAAAGGGGAUGUUGCCGGUGCUUUCUGGAAGGCUGCAUCUGCUGCAAAUGCUUUUCGUCCACGACCCGGAGGAGCUGGAGAACGACUACGCCAAACCCAAGCCAAGGCGAAUGAGGGCCCUGACGGCAUCACGAGCGUUGUUCCCGCACCGCCCAGACCAGCAUCUCGCGAUACGAACCUCCCGGCUCUUGAGCCCCCCAAACCAGCCGGUGGUGAUUCGGCAAUACCAGAGGUUAAAAUACUGGUGUCCGAGUCAAACAACUCAGGGGGCUCUCAGUCACUGGUCAGGGAAGUCAGUGAAGCCGACAAGGACCCGGCUGUUUCGAAGGAAUCCUCUCGUCGACCCGUUGUCGUUGGGCAAGAUGCCAGGUAUCUUCAGAGGCUGGGUAUUGACCCCAUUAUACUUGAUGAUCGGAGUGAAGAAUUCGGCAAAUGGCUGGACUUUUUUGGUUGGGUUCCUGGUGAUCAAAUGCAUUGCUUAAAUAUGGACGAUAUAAGCAAUGACCUAGAGCGAGAAUUAAACACAGUCCAGGCGGGAGGGUGGUUAGCACGCUUUCGAGAAGAAGAUGAGAGGGUGAAUACUAUCAAACGAGGAAUCGACCUUGCCAUGGGUGAAUGCGAAGAGUUGGAUAACUUGCUCACGCUCUAUUCAGUGGAGCUUUCGACCCUCUCAGAUGACAUUGCCUAUAUCGAAGCUCAGGGCCAGGGCCUUCAGGUGCAGACGGCCAAUCAGAAAUUGCUGAGAAAGGAGUUGGAGUCGUUGCUGGAAACAUGCGCAAUUACCUCCAACGAUCUCCAGGCACUUCAACAAGCACCCCUGGACAGCUAUACUGGCUUGGAAGAGGUGGAGCUCGCCCUUGUUACUCUGUUCAGAGCCAUGAUGAAAAUCGAUCCCUCACUCGGGGGUGAUGACACUGGAAAGUCUCUGGACGCUGCCUUAGACACUGACCAUACGUUGGGGCUAAACAGCAAUUACGGCAAGAUGAGGAUUGUGCAGGAAAAGAGAGAAAUGUAUCUGCAUGAAAGCAGGUACUUCAUGAAACGACUACUGGACUUCAUGACGGGUCAAUUCGGAGAAGCUUAUGUCGAAACGAAGCGAGCAUUGGACGGCGCUCUUUCCAAGAAAGUCGAUCCUGCACACCACAGCAUCGGGAGGGAUCUUCUGUGGAAGUACAGCCCCUUGAUGCUCUACGCGAGAGAUGUCGAUCUGGAGAACUGGAAUCGUCUUCUGCAGAUUUACCAAGACAAGAGCUCCCCUGUGUAUAAGCAUGAAUUUCAGCAUGUAAUCUCGCUUUGGCGAAAGAACGCCAGGAAAUUGACAGGAGAGGAAGCAGAAGUCAUAUUCUCGUCGCAGGUUGAGAAACAGCAGGAAGGCGUGGCAACAGCUGCUAGAAAGCUCACUGUCAAACGCAGUCAGACGUUGGCUAAGGCUCUGCGAUCGCCGUUGGCAGACGGGGGCACCAGAACGCCCGUUGAAAGGAGCAACGCGGAUUCUCGAAGCUUGCCGUACGAGGUCUUUUCCGGCGUCCUGGAGGAUCUCUUGCCUUUGGUCGAGAUGGAGCAAAACUUCAUCAUCGACUUCUUCCACGCUACUACGCUGGAGCAAACAGAUUUUCCAGAGGCAGUCGCAGCAUGCCCACCUCGGGACCGCCGAGGAGGCGAUCUGAAGCGGCAUAGGCUCAUGGAGCCCGACCGAGAACUUGCUCGUCGCGUAACGCGGUCCAUGGAGGCUAUCUUUGCGUUCCUCGAGGCAGAGUUGCGAAGGUUGAUGGAAUGGGCCAUUGCGCAAGAUCCACUCCAAGGUGUUGGAGUGCUCGCCACGCUCGAAAGGAAGUUGUCUGAAAUGGGGCAAUCCAACCAAGACUUCCUCAACGCGCUGCUCCAGAAGCUACAUGCGUCGUUGGAAGGACAGUUCCGGAAGUUUGUUGACGAACAAAUACGCGCCAUCGAGGAGACAAAGGUCAAAAUCAAGAAGCGGAAGGGCGUCAUAUCGUUCAUACGUAUAUUCCCUGCGUUCAUGGCCGCUGUGGAAAACAUGGUCGCUGGCUUGGACCAGAAUCUGGUAUUGCGGCGGACGGUCAAUCGGGAAUACGAUCGCAUCCUCAAGACGAUGUUCGAGUCACUGAUGGUGAUUGCGCGCGAGCAUCCUGCUGUCGGAGUCGCCAGUGGAACAGCUGAUCCAGAGGACAAGGAGGCGCUGAACUUCCACAUCCUGCUGAUCGAGAAUAUGAAUCACUUCCUGGAAGAGACCGAUACUCGCGGCUUGGAAGUUAUAGAGAACUGGAAAGCGCAAGCAAACACCGAAUACCAUGAGCACAUGGCGCUGUACCUGAAUACAGUGAUGCGACGCCCGCUCGGCAGGCUUCUGGAGCAGAUCGAGAAUAUCGAAGCGCAGCUGCAAACCGGCAAGUCGGCAAUGGCCAUUGCGCGACAGCCCUCAAACAACAAGGCUGCCUUCAACAAGGUGCUAGGCUCGUAUGACGCGAAGGAGGUGCGGAAGGGCAUCGAGACUCUACGGAAACGCGUGGAAAAGCAUUUCGGGGAUGCAGACGACCCAACCCUCAGUCGGGGCUUGGUCGUCAGGGUGCUCAAAGAGUGCGAGGAAUUCUACACCAACGUCGAAAGCAGGAUAGGCAGGAUCAUCACAGACGUCUACGGCGGAGAGGUGUUCUUCGAAUGGCCCAGGGCAGAGGUCAAGGCUGCCUUUAGGUAG